This is a messenger RNA of Piliocolobus tephrosceles (Ugandan red Colobus), 679 nucleotides long. Its product is annotated as golgin subfamily A member 8B-like. The transcript has 4 exons. The annotation marks the transcript as partial. Gene Ontology annotation, cellular component: Golgi cis cisterna; cis-Golgi network; Golgi apparatus. NCBI's taxonomy places the organism in Eukaryota, Metazoa, Chordata, Mammalia, Primates, Cercopithecidae. The record is from RefSeq and is a predicted model, not a curated record. Gene Ontology annotation, biological process: Golgi organization.
GUGCCAUUUUUCAACUCCGCUGGAGCCAGUGCCCAGGAGGAGGAGGCACAGUUACGGGAGCAGGAGACAGAGCAGGGGGUGUGCUGCCAGCGCCUGGCUCACCCGGUGGCCUCGGCCGAGGAGGACCUGGAGGCAGCCGUCCCAGCCCCAGGGACUGGGGGCGAGUCUGUGAUUGGGGAGACCCGGCGGGGCCUGUGGGAAGUCAUGGAGAAACUGGAGAGCGGCCUUGUGGAGCUCCUGGAGGAGCAGACAGACCUGAGGGAGCGUGUGGAGAAACUACAAGAUCAAUUCAUCCGGUACUGGAGAGAAAGAUGCCAUCAGAAAAUGCGUCACCUUAUAAAUGAACCAGGAGGCAAUGUCAAAGAUGCAGCGCGGGGAGGAGGACAUCAUCAGGCUGGCCCAGGACUGGGAGGAGAUGAAGGUAAAGCAGCUGGAGCUUCAAGAGAUGGUGUUGGGGCUUGCAGUGACUACAGUGAGGGGCACAGCAAACUCCUGGCCUCUUCCCAGAACCCUGCUGAUGAGCCCGGUCCAGGAGCCCCAGCCCCCCAGGAGCUUGGGGCCACCGACAAGCCUGGUGGUGAGUAGAGCCCUCAGGCGGGGCGGGCAGGCAGGAGCAGGGGGCGCUGGCGCUGCACUCAGAUCCCCGCCUCCAACUCUCCAAAGAUCUUUGUGAGAUGAG